AUGACGUCGAUAAAAUGGUUGAUGUGUGCUGUUGCGUUAGUGUGUGUGAGCAUACGAUACGCUAAUGCUGCGCCCGCGCCGCAAGAAGAGGAAUACCCACCUAUGCCAUACGAAUACAAGUACGACGUAGAAGAUCCUGAAAAAGAAUUAUACUUCGGCGCAAACGAAGCUAGCGACGCGCAAGGAAAAGUGAUCGGUGGCUAUAGAGUACUAUUGCCCGACGGUCGUCUAAUGAUUGUCGAAUACACCGUGGAGGGAGACAGCGGGUUCGUACCCAAGAUCAGCUUUCAAGAAAACGCGAACCCCUUCACUAAAGGAUAA
Messenger RNA from Leptosia nina, 321 nucleotides. The record is from the annotation of a GenBank genome assembly. NCBI's taxonomy places the organism in Eukaryota, Metazoa, Arthropoda, Insecta, Lepidoptera, Pieridae.